This is a messenger RNA of Aspergillus lentulus, 1197 nucleotides long. NCBI's taxonomy places the organism in Eukaryota, Fungi, Ascomycota, Eurotiomycetes, Eurotiales, Aspergillaceae. The record is from RefSeq and is a predicted model, not a curated record.
AUGUCGGCUUCUCAGAUACCCAAUCUGAACACACUCCGACGCGGUGGAGGUCGAGGGCGUCUUAGAGGCCGUGGAGGAUUUGGCACAGGCACACCAGGCGAAGAAAGACAUGGGUCACGGGGAAUAGCAGCCCAGGACCGUGUCGUACAAGGGACAGACAAUGACGCCAGCGUCUCCCGGUUGAGCGCGGUGGAAAUUGGGUAUCUCGAUGAUCCUUUUGCGAGGGCAUUGACGCCUCCGGGGUCAGAAACAAGAAGGCUUCCCAUAAUCAACAGAGGCACCUACGUCCGCACCACUGCCAUCGACCGACUCGUUGCGCGAUUCUUGGAAGGCCCUUCAGAGACGAAAAAGCAGAUCAUCUCACUAGGCGCAGGAUCUGACACGCGCAUCUUCCGGUUGCUUUCCUCUCGCACGUUGGCCUCAAGUCCAGACCUGAUCUAUCACGAGAUUGACUUCUCCGCCAACACUGCCGCGAAGAUCAAGUUCAUCCGCGCGGCACCUCUCUUACAACGGACACUGGGAAUUGGGAGUGCCGAAAAUGUAUCCAUCUCCGACUCCGGCGACGCAUUGCACUCGCCGACAUACCACCUCCAUCCUGUUGAUCUCCGAACACUAGCAGCAUCAUCGUCAGCAACCACGUCGCGAAGCCCAUCAUCACCCAAUCCGACGGAGAAGGAUCAACCACCCUGUCCGCUACAGGGUGUCGAUCCAACACUCCCCACGUUACUCAUCUCAGAAUGCUGCCUUGUAUACCUCUCACCCCGCGAUGCGACCGAUGUCGUCGAAUACUUUACUAAGGCCCUUUUCCCGGCGAGUGUGCCAUUGGGUUUAAUUAUCUACGAGCCCAUCCGACCAGACGACGCCUUUGGACGAACGAUGGUCGCCAACCUCGCGACGCGCGGGAUCCAGCUGCAGACAUUGCACGAGUAUGCGUCGCUAGAGGCUCAACGGAGACGGUUACGGGAGCACGGGCUUGAUAGCGGACAAGCGGCGGCGGACAUUGAUUUCAUCUGGGAGCGGUGGGUGAGUGAGGCGGAGAAGGAGCGGGUUGCUGGAUUGGAGAUGCUGGAUGAGGUCGAGGAGUGGCAGUUGCUCGCGCGGCACUAUUGUGUUGCAUGGGGAUGGAGAAGCGGGGCGGGGGAGGAUACGGUGGCGUAUGAUGGAUGGAAGGAGAUUGAGGAACAGACUGGGGAGUGA